UCGAAACAAUAACAAAAACAUGGCGGGAAACAGAACGCUUGAACAGGUUCAUACCAUAGCAGAAUUAGCCAAACUCGACUUGUCCGACUUAUCACCGAAAUGUCAAUGUCUGUAUUUCGGAUCGGAUCUCAAUGCGGCCGACAUGGUUCUCAUGGAAGUAGAAAACUCCAUCCUCAAAUCCCUCGAAGAAGGAAAGAGUAUCAUCAUUCGUGGUGAGAAAUCUGACAGUGCAGUCCUGUGUCUAGAUGACAAGACAUAUGACAUUAAGGAAGCGGAAACAUCAAAUACUCUACUAAUGCUCCCUGACUGCUCCACACCGGAAAGUUUUGAAGACGGAAAGAAACAAAUCAUCAACAGAUAUGUGACAGGAGUAGCCAAGUCCUACUAUGAGGUCAAGAAGAUGAUCCCUCGGCUUCGGAAACUGCGCACGCUUCUUGAGGAGUGUCCAUACAACGGGGAGAUGUACGAGGAAGACGCUGAGGGGAACAGGUACACCAUGGAUCACAUCUUAGACACAGUGCAAGCGAGCGAGACAGAAACCAGGGAAGAACUGAGGAAGCUGAGAGCUUGUUGCGUCAACGGUUUCUGGAGAAUGUUACAUUUCGACUAUGAGUGCCAAGUACUGAGUCAUAUUUUGUCGCUCAUUGAGGAGAACUCAUGGACAUUCCAUAAGAUUCCUCUGAGGGAGACGUUAAGUACACUAGAGAACCUUGAGCCAAGAGCUAUUUUAGAGCACUGCUUGGACUGCUUUGCAGAUAGACUUGAAAGACGCGAGGACGAUGAAGAGGACGAGAUAUUUUACUGUCUUAAUGAGGACACAGUUUGCCAGCUUUUUGCAGAGAUGCUUCUCAGACCAGCUGAAAAGUUUAAUUUUGCUGAAUUUCUGUUGUCGUGGCAACAGAGCGUACCAGAAGGAAUGACGACCGGAUUGCAUCAGUUACAGGGGGUUGCCUUGAUUGACAAGUCCAGCAAGCCAGAGGUUAUCUUUCAUUUUCCACUCUCGUCAACACCGGAACACGAGGCAGACAGGUUCAACUUCCUGUUUAAGACCAGGGAAAGAUGGACACAGGAGGAAAUUCAUCCGUACAUUGGGGAUUUGGUAACAGAGAAAUUGUCCGAGGGAGCUUUGCUUAUGAAGUACUGUAGGGCAUCUGCUGGUGUUAAUGGGAUAACAGUAUACAACUCCAAAAGGCCAAUCAAGUAGCUGCAAUUCUUAGAGAUGUGAAAGUGCUUGACUGUCAACUUCCACCUGAUUUGAAAACGGAACAGUAACUUCCCUUACGGAACUUCAAUUAUGAUGUGGAAGUGAGGUGGCCGAGCGGUUUAGAGCACUCUGGUGUUUCUAAUCAGCGGAGUGUCCCGUGUGUUGUGUAGCGCAUGUAAAAGAACCCAGUGCACUUAUCGAAAAGAGAAGAGGUUCGCCCUGGUGUUCCUUGCUGAGGCUGCUGAAUUUGCCACAGCACCUGUAUAAAGUGUAUAUACUAAGCGCCUUGAGUACCUUGUUGGUAGAUACAUGCGCUAUAUAAGACUUUGAUAUUAUUGUUAUUAUUAUGUGGACAUUUCUGUGGUCACUAUGCAGGAAACGUGGUCACUGGGCAGUAGGGUUGGCAUACUGGUAUCUUUCCUCAUUUGCCACCUCUAGGACCCUGGUUCGAAUCCUGCUAGGGAGCACUUCGUGCAAUGAGAUAUCAGGCCGAGAUAGGACAUGUUAUGUUCACUUACAUACAUAGGAGGGCCUAUGCCUUAGAAACUUUUAGUCUUGAAAUGGGAAAAAACGCCCUCAAUUUACCCACAAAAUUAAUGAUCUUAUCAUAAGAAACCAAAUUUCUUUUUAGUUAGGCUGUUUUGUCAUGGCCGCUCAGUGCAAAGCACUUUUGUUGUUGUUGAGGGUUCUUUUGUUUCUUCAACCCAGAUAAAUGUGACAUAUUAUUGUAACAAUAAAAUUUAAUGAAAUGAAACAUGAGAAUUUUUUUUUCGAUUUCCGUAAUUUUCUUUUUGUUUUUUGUUUAAUUUAUACAUGAUUAUUGUAAAGGUUUUUGCAAAAGUGAACCAAACGCUGCACAAAUUGUGAAUCCAUUUGACCUGGGGUGGAUUCCACAAAGGUAGUCCUAACUUAGGACUAGUCCUAGGCAAUGCUAAGAGAUAGGACCAGUCCUAAGUUAGG
Messenger RNA from Asterias rubens (European starfish), 2164 nucleotides. Its product is annotated as sister chromatid cohesion protein DCC1-like. The record is from RefSeq and is a predicted model, not a curated record. NCBI's taxonomy places the organism in Eukaryota, Metazoa, Echinodermata, Asteroidea, Forcipulatida, Asteriidae. The transcript is spliced from 11 exons. Gene Ontology annotation, cellular component: Ctf18 RFC-like complex; nucleus; chromatin. Bases 20 to 1204 code for a protein of 394 amino acids. Gene Ontology annotation, biological process: mitotic sister chromatid cohesion; maintenance of mitotic sister chromatid cohesion.